This is a messenger RNA of Archocentrus centrarchus (flier cichlid), 6192 nucleotides long. RefSeq names its product transmembrane protein 131 (gene tmem131). The coding region runs from base 125 to 5575 and encodes 1816 amino acids. The transcript has 42 exons. Lineage: Eukaryota; Metazoa; Chordata; Actinopteri; Cichliformes; Cichlidae. The record is from RefSeq and is a predicted model, not a curated record. Gene Ontology annotation, cellular component: membrane.
AAGAGGAAGCGGGAGGAGACGCAAAGAAAGGCCGACGUCCUGUUGGUAGUUGGCUGCCGCCGUCGCCUCGGCAGUUUUUUCUUCACGGCUAUGAUUGACAGAGUCAGCAGAGGUUUACACGGGCAUGUCCGCACACUUGCUCGUUUGUUAUCUUAACAGAAAGACGUGCAGCAUGGCGGCUGAAACCGGAGCACAGGGCUGUCGGCGGCGGCGGAGGACGGUAGCCUGCGCCGGGCUCCUGAGGAUCUUAUUUAUUGCUUUUAUUCACACGACGCGGGCGAAUAAACAAGCAUUCAUUCAGUCAGACACAAUUCUAGAAGUUCUACAUUUUGGCGAGGGCAGCCUUUUACAGGCAGAAUCUGACAUCGAUUUUAGUUUAUAUCAUCAACAAAGCACGUCUACGCACCGUGGGAAUUGUCGACCUAUACGAUUUGAACCUCCAAUGUUGGAUUUCCAUGAACAGCCCGUUGGAAUGCCAAAAAUGGAAAAAGUUUAUUUACAUAACCCUAGCUCAGAAGAAAUUAGUUUGAUAUCAAUAUCAGCAACAACGGCACAUUUUCACGCAUCCUUUUUUCAGAAUAGGAUAAUACCCCCAGGAGGGAACACGUCGUUCGAUGUGGUGUUUCUCGCUCGAGUAGUUGGAAAUGUAGAAAACACAUUAUUUAUUAAUACGUCGCAUCACGGAGUGUUUACAUACCAGGUUUUCGGGGUCGGCAUCCCAAACCCCUACAGACUGCGACCCUUCAUUGGGGCCCGAGUCCCAGUAAACAGCAGUUUCUCACCUCUUAUAAACAUCCACAACCCAUACAGUGAACCACUGCAGGUGGUUGAGAUGUAUUCCAGUGGUGGGGAUUUGCAUCUAGAGCUUCCCACAGGCCAACAAGGAGGCACUAUAAAAUUAUGGGAGAUUCCCCCAUUUGAGACGAAAGGGGUGAUGAGAGCCAGCUUCUCAUCCAGAGAUGUGGACAACCACACAGCUUUCAUCAGAAUCAAAACCAAUGCUCCCAAUGAGGACCAGUUCAUCAUCCUCCCCGUAGAGGUGGAGGUCACAUCAGCCCCUGGCAUAUAUUCCUCCACAGAGAUGUUAGACUUUGGUACACUUCGAUCACAAGAUCGUCCAAAGCUGCUGAAUCUGCACCUUUUAAAUUCAGGAAUGAAAGAUGUUCCCAUUACGAGUGUACGUACAACACCGUCAAACGAAGCCGUCACAAUAGACUUCAAGGCAGUUACACUCAAAGCUGGAGAGAACAGAUAUACCAAAGUUGCAAGUAUUAGUUUUGAUGCUUCAAAAGCCAGAAGACCAUAUCAGUUCUCUGGUAAAAUAACUGUUAAAGCAAAAGAGAAGAGUUAUUCCAAGCUCGAAAUCCCAUACCAGGCAGAUGUUUUAGAAGGCUACCUGGGCUUUGACCACACAGCCACAUUGUUCCACAUCAGGGACAGCCCCGUGGACCCAGUGGACAGACCCAUCUUCCUGACAAAUGCCUUCAGCUUUGCAAUCCGGAUACACCACGUGUCCCUCCCCGAAGAGGCCAAAACAAUGUUUAAUGUGCAGAACUUCAGCACACCCAUCCUCAUCCACCCACACGAGUCGCGUUACAUCUUCUCCCUCCUCUUCCGACCAGUUCGACCAUCCAUCCACAUAGACAGCAACAUCCUGCUCAUCACAAAUGCUUCAAAGUUUCACCUGCCUGUUCGGGCAUACACUGGCUUCUUGGAGCCUCUGGUUCUGCCUCCCAGUCUGAAGGAGAACCUGCUGGACUUUGGUAUCCGCAGUGCAACGGACACCAGCAGCAUCAUAUUUGUGGUGGUCAACAGUAACCCCAUAGAGCUGGAGAUCAAGUCCUGGCUAGUCACAGGAGACAGUCUCUCCAUGGAGCUGCUAAAAACAGAAAAAGGAAACACAACGGUGGCCCAAACUCACCUGGAAGAGCUGCAGAACACCUCAGCCUCCCAUCAUAAAACGGUCAUAUUAGCAUCCGGCUAUUAUGCAGCAUUCAGAGUGACACUCGUGGCCAAAGCUCUGGAGGGCACAUACGAUGGGGCCGUGCACCUCACUACAGAUUAUGAGAUAUUAACCAUCCCGGUGAAAGCUGUCAUCGCAGUGGGCACAUUGAACAGCUCCCCCAAACACAUCAUCUUGCCACCUUCAUUUCCUGGGAAGGUAGUUCAUCAAAGCUUCAGCAUACAGAGCGCCUUCACACAGAAAGUGAGACUUGAGCAGAUCCGCUCCCUGACAGAAGACAUUCGAUUUUAUUACAAACGUCUCCGCAACAGCAAAGACGAGCUGGAGCCCCGACGGAAAUCUAAGGUGGCAAAUAUUUAUUUUGAUGCCGGCUUGCAGUGUGGUGAUCACUGUUAUGUGGGCCUGCCAUUUGUGCUUAAAUCUGAGUCCAAACCUCACGGGCUGGCGUUGCAGGAGGAUAUCUGGGACUCUGAUGUAGAUCUUCACCAAAAACUCCUCAGACGAUGGAAUGAGCUCAACGAGCACUCUGGGCACCAGAUUGAAGCCGUCUUUGAAGUUAACACAGACCUCCAGAAAAAUGUGCAGGCGAAAAUAACCGCACACCUGACGUGGCCUUCGCUGGUCAACUCUUCGCAGAGAAUCACGUUCCCCCUGACCAACACCAACAGCUCCUCUGAUGAGGAGGUGAUUCUGCAGAACCCUGCAGAUGUCCCUGUUUAUGUCCAGGUGCUCCCCUUGGCACUGUUACCCAACCCUUCUGUGUUUUCUGGAAAACUGGCCGACAGGUUUCCUUUAGGAAAUUUGUCCAACAUCAACAUCGACACAAACACCUUAGAGUUCCAGGUUCACAGAAAUCAAACGUCCUUAAUGAGGAGCAGUACAGGCUUUGUAGAAGGACCAACCAGGCCCUUUGUGUACAACCUCCUCCUGCAGCCUGGAGAAGUUAAGUCGUUCAACGUGAGGUUCACUCCCGUUGGCAACCACAGUGUCUCCUCCCUCCUAAUAGUCAGGAACAACCUGACUGUGAUCGACACGAUCAUACUUCAUGGACGAGGCACGACAGAGAGCCUGAAAGUUGGAGGGAAACUUCCAGGACAAGGCAGCUCGCUGAGGUUUAAGAUGACUGAAGCUCUGCUGAAAGACUGUACAGAGAAAACAAAAGUAAAAGAGCCAAACUUCACUCUGAAAAGGACGUUCAGAGUGGAGAACACGGGCUUGCUCCCGAUCACCAUCAAAUCAGCAGAAAUCAACGGGCAGGCCUGCGAAGGCUUCGGAUUCAAAGUUCUCAACUGCCAAGAGUUUUCACUCAAGCCAAAUACUUCGAAAGACCUCAUCAUACUGUUUACACCCGACUUCACUUCUUCUCGAGUGAUCCGGGAGCUGAAGCUGGUGUCGUGCGGCGGUUCAGAGUUUGUGUUUGUCCUCAACGCCUCGCUGCCCUAUCACAUGUUAGCCACAUGUGCAGAGACCCUGCCCAGACCCACCUGGGAGCUGGAGCUCUACAUCAUUGUGUCUGUCAUUAUGAGUUUCAUGUUUCUGCUGGUGAUCACCACAGCGUACCUGGAGGCUCAAAGCAUAUGGGAGCCUUUCAAGAGACGUGUGUCCGUGGAAUCCAACUCCACCUUGGAAACGGGGAGACCCUUUAAUCUCAGGGAAAUUGUGCAAAUUCACAGUGACUCAAAAAAUUUCAGUCAGGAUACUUUGAGUGGCGUGGUGCUCUCACGAUGUCUCCGACUCAUUCCACCAUGGCUGAACGACUACAGCGACUCAGCCCAGAGCUCCAGAGGUCUAUACGCGUCCAGCAACGGAGCAGCUCGUGGAGGCCGACAGGGCAGCAGCCGUACCUCGUCAGACUCCGACAGCCAGGGUAACAGGUCCAGGAUCAGCUUCACCCGCCCAUCUAUGCAAGCUCCUUCCUCCCAGCUCACCAAAGGAAGUUCAGCCUCAGGCCAAGAAGGCCCUCCACCCGCCUGCCAGCUAACCAACCGCAAAGGUCGCGGCACCAAACAGUUGGACCUCCAGAGUCAAAGUUUAGGCAGCUCAUCACUGCCUCACAGAGGCAUCUGCCCCGAUGAAGCCGAGUAUGCCAACCUCAUAGGAGCCAUGGACAACGACCUCGACCGUCCAGAGUCGCUCAGUACCGAAGCGCUUCGGGAGCAGAACUCCAUACAAAGCAAAGUGUUGGAAUCCAAAGGGAAGCUGCGCAAAGUAAAAGCCCAGAAGAAGAAGGAAGAGAAGGAGAAAAAGUCAACAGUAAAGACUCAGGGAGACGACAAUGACGACAACUCCUCCACGACUACAGAGACCUCCAAUCCAGACACGGAGACAAACAUUAAAGAGGAGCCAGCAAAAGAGAAAGGAGGGACAGGAACCACGGAAACGGCAAAAGAAGAACCCUCAAAUUUUCUCAUUAAACUCAAAACCAAGAAACAAGGAACCACAAAGAAGGAGAACCCAGCAGAAAAAUCCAGUUCCCUGGAGCUGCCCUAUGUAACACCGCUGGAGACCAAACAACGGAAGAACUUCCCAUCCAAGUCUCUCCACCCUCUCACCAACAUCACAAAGACGAGACCUCUACAGAAACAGAGAUUAGAUGGAAGGCUGGAGGACGGGGGAACCUCCUUUUUCCCCAAAGUGACUGAGCCGGGACACAGCAGCAGCUCUGAAGGAGAGAAGGAGUGCGCUUCACCCGAGUGGGACGUCCCUUUCCCCCCAAACAGCAUCCCGGCAGACAGUCUUCAACAGAUCUCCAUCCAGACAAUAAACGCCGAUCCUUUCCUGAAGCGAUCAGCCACAGCUGGAGCCUGCUCCCCUCCACCAACCUCCCCCAGCUUACUGUCCCGGGGCACCUAUAGCAGCGUGGUCAGCAGCAAGAGUGAGAUGAACCAGAAGAAGGCCCCAGGAAAUAAAGUCUCUGCAGUCCUGCCACAGCCAGGCAAAAAUGGGAACCUCACCUUUGCUGAUGCCGUAACUAAAGGUUAUGACAAAAGCCCAGGUGGCUCUGGCCCAGGUAAAACCGACAGCCAAAGCAAGAGUCUGGAGCACAUGAGAUCAUUUGAAAGCGACAGCUCGGACAGCUCUGGAUUGUGGAGUCCAGUCGACACAGCCAGCAGUCCAAACUACCAGUCAGCCAACUCUUUCUCCGCUUUUGGGUCCAACAACCCCUUCAACCUGACGGUGUUCAGUGGAAUGAGUCUCCAAAAGCCAUCUGAGCCGCCGCAGAGCUGGCCCGAGUUCACCACCGCCGUCCCUUCCUCCUCCAUCUGGAACACACCGACCCCCAGCGACCCCCUGCACUCCUGGCCCAGCAGCUCCAGCCCCCCGCCCGCCCCGACCACAUCACUCCUGGGAAGUGGCCGCAACCCCUGGUCUACGACGACACCCUUCAGCAGCUCCAUUUGGUCAACAAAUGCAGAUCCAGCCUUAAACCCCUUCCCUCCAACCACCAACUCGACACCUCUGACCGAUCUGGUCAGCAGCUCCGCACCAUCUCCGGCCGCGGUGGCUUCCACAGAGAUGAGUCGCACCUACAACACCUGGAGCAUGUGGGGCCCCAGCCUGAACAGGCGCAGCUCUGAGCCCUGGCCCAGCUCCUUCAACAACAACAACUAAAAGGCCACGCCGUAGCACUUAAGACAAGCCCUCUGUACGCUAAAUCAGAUUCUUCUGUAAUUAGGGUCUCGACAGGAAGCAGCCUGGAGCGAUCAGCAGCCCGGUGCUGCGUUUAGGUUUCUGCAGCUUUUUAUUCACGAGGGGUGGGGGUGCAGAAAUGCUAACUUUUAUUUGGAUUUCUUUUAACAGGUGCCCCUAAAUUUAAAGAGGUAAUGGCACAGUGAACGUUAACCCCUGCUGAUAUAGAAAGGCUGAUGAUGCUGCAUUCCUCCUUUAAAAGGCGGAACAUGGAGCAGAAUCUCUAAAGUUCAGUAUUAAUGUUGGAACAGACGUCGUAUUUGAAGCCAUAUGUCCUGAUUUCACCAUCAGUUUGGUUCCUGUUGGCAGUUUUGAAGUCAGUUUUUGCACCAUUGCACCAGGUUUUUAUUUGGCUGCAGAGAUCUUAAAUAAAUCUGAAAUUCAUGUUCCCCUCUUUGUUUUUUCAAGCACGGGCCUAGCCCUCCAAAUAUCAAAGCUGUCUGUGGGAAUAAACUGGUCAGGUGAUCAAAAAAUAUUUAAGUUUGAGGUUUGACUUGUACAUCACCUCAAUUUGUCAGCAAAUUCAAAUAAAGGAUUUC